Messenger RNA from Sclerotinia sclerotiorum 1980 UF-70, 1605 nucleotides. RefSeq lists its product as hypothetical. Lineage: Eukaryota; Fungi; Ascomycota; Leotiomycetes; Helotiales; Sclerotiniaceae. The transcript has 2 exons. The record is from RefSeq and is a predicted model, not a curated record. The coding region runs from base 1 to 1605 and encodes 534 amino acids.
AUGGACACACUUCCCCCCGAGCUUCUUACUCUGAUUCUUGAGAAGAAUGUCGACAUGUGCCGCUGCGAUAAAAAUACCGUUCUGAAUUUGCGAUUAGUCUGCCAAGCGUUUAAUAAGAUUUUGAAGCCCUCAAUCUUCAAGACGAUUCAACUGGAGUUCACGCGAUUCAUUCAAUUCCGGGAUAUUGAUGGCUAUCCAGAUCGAUUGGAGACGCUCCAAAAUAUAACCUCAUUGCCAUCCUCCAUCAAUUUAGAUAUGAUGGUAGUAAGAGAUCCAGAUGAAAUCGACCGUCUUAAAGAUGCCUUCGAUACUAUUGUCUCUAGGGUUCCUGAAAUGGCGGACAUGAUUGAGUCUCUUCGAAAUUAUUGCCUUCACGCAGAUACGUUUACAGAGGAGGACUACAGUCGUCUCAUUCGCAGGAUCUUCCAUAGUGGUCCACAGAUAACCCGAAUUAAGCUCAGCCUACCAUUCCAAGUCGUCGGCAGUUCUUCCAUGACAACAACAAGAUUAUUGGCACACACUCUAGCAUGUGCGGCAAAUCGCCCCGAGGAACACUUAAAAAUUGAUACAAUGGUCUUGGAUCACGUCAGUGACAAAACAAUCAACAACAUAUUCAAUGUACCUAUUGAUGUCGAAAAUGCCUUCAAGACAUUCGAAAAUUUGAAAAGUCUAGUGAUAUCUUUCAAGAGGCAGGAGGAUGAAGUAGGGAUGCAAGCGAUUUUUGCUAGGAAUAUUUGGUUGUUAAUUCGAAAAGCACAGGGUUUGGAAAGCUUAUGUUUGAUCGGGUCGAAUGUUGCGAGGAAGAAGAGUAGAAGAAACUCCAGCCGCUUGGAUUUUAUGGAAUGGUCAAUGCAGUUCCCUUUCUAUUAUCCCAGCGCAGGACCUGUCCUCAAUAACUUGAGAUUUUUGGAAUUAAAGCGGUUGGAUAUAGACCCUGACCUGUUGUUCAUUUUGAUCAAGGAGAAUUGCCGUUCCUUAACGGAAUUAUACUUGAUCGAGGUCUCGUUGAAAGUCUUUGGUUCGGUUGAUAAAGGGAAUAUUAGUUUAUGGGUAGGUCACCCGAAUGGCAACCCGCCUAAGCGUGAGAAAGGCAUAUGGCUUGCUCCAGCUCUACGAGAAAUUGAAGAUCUCAAACUCAAAAUCCUUCGAGUUAGUAGCCUGGGUUACGAUGAUUACGAUCCCGAUCCUGAUUCGGUAAAUCCCAAUUACGACCUUGACGAUCCUACUGCGCACAAUCGAUCUCUUGAACAGAGGUUUGUGGAAGCUGUACUUGGUACAAAGGCUCCGCCGACCUUGGAAGCACCUCUUUCAGAUACCUCUCUUGACAUCAGGGAUAUCAAUGGAAAGGAACUUGAUAUUAGAGUCGACCCGGAUAAUUACGAUGCUAAUACUUAUCAAGUGAAUCACAACACAACAUCAAUUUAUAAAAGAUCCAUCGAUGGUGUCUUUUACAAUCAUACUGAAGGGGCAUUGAGAGAAUUGCAAAAGAUAAUUGACGUGGCGGAUAGAGGAAUGUUGUUAAUUUCCAGAGGGAUCGAAAGAAGCCAAGCCUUGAUUGUCGACCAUUCUUCUGGCUCCAUCAUCGACCCCUCAGCUAACACAUGA